Vanrija pseudolonga is the source of this 395-nucleotide messenger RNA. RefSeq lists its product as uncharacterized. Gene Ontology annotation, biological process: mitochondrial electron transport, NADH to ubiquinone. Bases 1 to 324 code for a protein of 107 amino acids. Gene Ontology annotation, cellular component: mitochondrial inner membrane. The record is from RefSeq and is a predicted model, not a curated record. The transcript has 3 exons. NCBI's taxonomy places the organism in Eukaryota, Fungi, Basidiomycota, Tremellomycetes, Trichosporonales, Trichosporonaceae.
AUGAUACACUUCGAAGCAAGCAUCGACGACGAGCUCGACAACAACAACACUAGCACCUCCAACACAACCAUGGCCGAAGUCCCCACAGUCCUCGGAUUCGCGGCCUUUGGCUUCGCUGCCCGCUGCUUCCAGCUCGGUAUCCAGAAGCGCCCCAUCUUUGCCGGCCCCCAGGCGCACGUUGCCAUCUCGACCAUCUUCGGAGGACUGGGAUACUACGUCUACCACCUCGAGCAGAGGCAAAACGUCCUCCUCGCCGAGAAGAAGAAGGAGCUCAAGGAGAAGCGGGAACGCGAGAGCGCCACCCACGCCGCUGCUGCUGCAUGAGCGAGCGCGCAAGAGUGUAGACAAGCAACGGAGACGGGCUAGGCCCAUGGCAUGCAGCAUAUUCUCGGCAG